Molecule: messenger RNA, 1661 nt
Organism: Seriola dumerili (greater amberjack)
Lineage: Eukaryota; Metazoa; Chordata; Actinopteri; Carangiformes; Carangidae
Product: putative nuclease HARBI1
Exons: 2
Coding region: 523-1641 (372 amino acids)
Source: RefSeq, a predicted model, not a curated record
UCUAAAUCACAACUAGCGCUGCAAUAAGAUCUACAAUCAAAGCUUUUGGUUUAUAGUGAUACCAUUCUAUAAAUAUUAAAACUGAAAGGCAAUUUUUGUUUUUUCCCUCUACGGGAUUUACAAUAUGCGGUAGAUGAAAUAAGUGCAGUUAUGAAUGACCAUCAUCACAGUUAUCUGUAAAGCACAACUAAAACCUGUCAACAACUCUGGGAUUUUUAUAUAUUUGCAUAAUGAGUCACACUUUCCCCAAGUCCUUCUUACUGAAAUGACUGAAGAUUUUUUUGUGUAAAGAUAUCAUUUAUUUAUGUAUUUAAAUAUAGCUGCGUUUGUCGGUGUUCUUUUUAUUCUUGGCCACUAGGUGGCGAUACCACACAGCUUUGGCAACUGCCUAAAACAUCAAAGAAGAAGACCGUGCCUCCAUGACGCUCGCCAUGUUUUUUUAUGUGUUGUUCCUCCAUUAAGCUGUGUUGGGCCUUCUGCCAGAGUUACACGUGUGUUUAAACAUAGUGCAGCAGCAAACAAAUGGCCUUCGCUCUGCCGGUGUGGCUCGCGGUGCAGGAGGAACUCCUCGGACAUGGCGCGGCAGACCAUGAGCCUCCGAGUUGCUUCGACGAUUUCGACGACGAAGCUUUGUUCCAGAUGUUCCACCUCACCAGACCCUGCAUCGCCUUCAUUACAGAUGCUAUACGCAUCCGCAUGAAGACAGUUGUUAUGGACAACCCUGAGCUGCCCGUAGACGCGAUGGUCAUGGUGGCGCUGAACUAUUACGCACACGGAGUCUCCUCCUCUGCCGUGCUGCAGAGACUCGGACUGAGCGAGACGGACUACGCCGUGGUUGUUAUUAGCACAGUCUCCGACGUCAUAGCAGGGAUGUCCGAUCAGUUCAUCUCAUUCCCACUAACCCGGGACGCCAGAGCCAAUGUCGCCUUCAAGAUAGAGAAAAUAUGUGGGAUCCCCAACGUGCUGGGCGUCCUGGCUCCAGCCCACUUCAGGAUCAGAACUUCUCCGUAUGAGAGGAGCACCUUCAGGGCUUUUGUCAACAGCUUGAGUUACACGUCGGUCGUGAGCCAGAUCAUGUGUGACUCCGACGGCAACAUACUCAGUGUUGAACAUUGUUGCGUGGGCAGCACGUUUGAGCAGGAAAUGUGGGAGUCGUCGUUCAAAGGGAGGGAGAUGGAGAACGAAUUGCAUGGACCAUAUUGGGUUGUUGGUGGGAAAGGCUACCACUUAAGCAAACAUGUGUUGACUCCUGUGUCUGAACCUGCAAAUGACAAGGAGGGUCGCUUCAACGAGGCCCACACAAAGAUCCACAACGUCAUGAGGGCAACGCUCGGCUCCCUGAGGAGGCGUUUCAGAUGUCUGAUGCAACUUGGUUUUGCACAAGAAACUUCUUUGAACAAAAAGUCUAACAUUAUCAAGGCAUGCUGUGUGUUGCACAACAUUGCAAAGAAGUUUUCCGUCCCUCCCCCACCUGCAGCGGGUAAAAUUGAGCCCCUGCAUCCUGGCAAGCAGCAAUCGACACCAGUGGAGGUCAACCCAGAGGCUCUGAAAGCCAGACAGAAACUCAUCGAUGUUAACUUCUCUUUAGUCACCAGUGGCCAGAACCCACCGAGUAACAACAUCACAGAGGACAAUGUGUGAGCAGAGUGGGUGCAUCGUCU